UACAUACUAGUACACUAAAGUUUCACUUCCAUUUGUUGAAUAUAGUGCAGGCAUAAACAUUGGCUAUGGCUCGUUUGCCUGUAUUUCUUUGUUUCCUACUAUUAGCACUCGUAGGAUCUUCCUCGGCUGCUCCAUCCUGUCCAACUGUUAAAACGCAGCUAGCACCUUGUCACUCAUACGUCGAAGGUAAUCUAAAGGCUAAUCCAUCCGAAGCUUGUUGUUCAGGUUUAAAGGACAUACUUGAGCUUGUAAAAGCCAGAGAAGAUGGAGUUGCUCUCUGCAACUGUAUAAAAACAACAGUGAUUGAUGAUCACGAUAUUCCCUCUCGCAUUUCUGAACUCCCCAAGAAAUGUGGCCUUCCUUAUACAAUCCCUCCCAUAGAUAAGAACUUCGACUGUAACAAGAUUUCUUUGAAUUGAACGGAUAUCGCACAAGGAAGCUGCCUGAACCACUAUAGAAUUAUGAAUAAACCAUACACGAUUAUAUAAUUAUGUAUGAAACAAUAUCUUAAAUGUAUUAUGUAUCUGCAAGCAAGAAACAUUGUGAAAUUAAGGAAUGGACAGACAUCUUUGUUGACGAUA
This is a messenger RNA of Nicotiana tabacum (common tobacco), 581 nucleotides long. NCBI's taxonomy places the organism in Eukaryota, Viridiplantae, Streptophyta, Magnoliopsida, Solanales, Solanaceae. The record is from RefSeq and is a predicted model, not a curated record.